GCGGGGCGGGGCCGGGCGGCCGGUGCCGGGGGCGGGCGGCUGGACGGCGGCUGGAGCCCGAGUCGCCGCCGGAGUCGCAGCCGGAGCCGCGGCGGGCGCGGACGAUGAGGCCAGCCGCGGACUCGGGAGCCUGAGCCCUUGUGAAGCCAGCAAUGACAAGUCUGGAUGGUCGCCAUGCCGGGAAACCCAGUGACAUGCCCAAACCGUCGGCCCCCCGAGUGCACGUGCAGAGGUCCGUGUCCCGCGACACCAUCGCCAUCCACUUCUCGGCGGCCGGCGAGGAGGAGGAGGAAGAGGAGGAGGAGUUCCGGGAGCAUUUUGGCGAGGGGCUGGACGACCAAAGCAUUGUGACAGGCCUCGAAGCCAAGGAAGACCUUGACUUUGAACUCCAGGGUGGCCAUGUCCAGCCCCGCCUGGCCGAUGGGGUGGCCGUGUCCCCCGCCAUCCUGCCCGUCUCCGAGAACACUGUCAAGCUGCUGGAGACCCCUUCUCCCGCAGCCCAAGUAUUAAGUCCAGUGCCAGCGGGCCUGUCGCCCGUGUCGUCUUCGUCGGGGCCCUUAGCUAGCUCCCCCAGUGUGUCUUCCCUUUCCGAGCAGAAAACCAGUUCCUCCUCGCCAUUGUCCUCCCCGUCCAAGUCACCCGUGCUCUCGUCCAGUGCCUCAUCCUCCGCCCUCUCCAGCGCGAAGCCCUUCAUGAGCCUCGUGAAGUCCCUGUCAACCGAGGUGGAGCCAAAGGAGUCCCCGCAGCCCUCCCGGCACAGGCACCUGAUGAAGACCCUCGUCAAGUCCCUGUCCACCGACACCUCCAGGCAGGAGACGGACGCCGUGUCCUACAAGCCCCCCGACUCCAAGCUGAACCUGCACCUGUUCAAGCAGCUCACGCAGCCGCGGAGCACCGGGGGGGACUCCAAAACCGCCCCGUCCUCGCCCCUGACCUCCCCCUCCGACUCGCGCUCCUUUUUCAAAGUGCCCGAAAUGGAGGCGAAGAUCGAAGACACGAAGCGCCGGCUCUCCGAGGUCAUCUACGAGCCUUUCCAGCUCCUGAGUAAAAUCAUCGGGGAGGAAAGCGGCAGCCAUAGGCCCAAAGCCUUAUCUUCCAGUGCUUCCGAGCUCUCCAGUCUGUCUGGCCUGAACGGCCACUUGGAAAGCAAUCACAGCUACAGCAUCAAGGAAGAGGAGUGUGACUCGGAGGGGGACGGCUCCGGCAGUGACCCCAGCGGCCCCCGAAACGACCCCCCGAAGUGCACUGACGAGCCCGCCAGGGGGGCGGAAGGGAAGAGCUCCCAGGGGAGCAGCCUGAAGGACCUGGGCCUGAAGACCGGGUCUCUGGUCCUCGAGAAGUGCUCUCUGUCCGCCUUAGUGAGCAAGGAAGACGAGGAGUUUUGCGAGCUCUACAGUGAGGACUUUGAUUUGGAAACAGAGGAGGAGAAGAAGGCCGACAAGCUCCCCGACCUCCCUCUCAAGCCCGAGGGGCUGGCGGACGACGGGGCGGCCCUCGACAGCGACGAGGAGAGGGACUUGGUCCUGCAGCGCCCCGAGCUACCAGUGAAGACCUUGGGCUUCUUUAUAAUGUGUGUCUACGCGUACCUCAUCCUCCCCCUCCCCGUGUACGUCAGCGGACUCUUUCUGGGAAUCGGGCUUGGAUUCAUGACUGCGGUUUGCCUGAUUUGGUUUUUUACACCACCAAGUGCUCACAAAUCUCACACAUUACAUAAAACUCAGCAACACUGGAACUCAAGAUCUCUGGAUAUCAAAGAACCGGAAAUACUGAAGGGUUGGAUGAAUGAGAUUCACAACUACGAUCCAGAAACCUACCAUGCGACUUUGACACAUUCGGUCUUUGUUCGACUGGAGGGCAGCACUUUAAGACUUUCAAAGCCCAAUAAAAAUAUAUCCAGGAGGGCAAGCUACAAUGAGACAAAGCCAGAGGUCACCUACAUCAGCCAGAAAAUCUACGACCUCUCAGACAGUAAGAUCUAUCUUGUGCCUAAAAGUUUAGCUCGGAAAAGAAUCUGGAAUAAGAAGUACCCCAUUUGUAUCGAGCUUGGUCGACAAGAUGACUUUAUGGCUAAGGCCCAGACUGACAAGGAGUCUUCUGAAGAAAAGCUACCAGCUGAGAAAGAGCUGGGGGCGGAGGACCCCAAGAAACCAGCCCACCCUCAGGAGGGAACCCGGGCCCAGCGAGAUCAGAUCCUGUAUCUCUUUGGGAGAACUGGCCGAGAGAAAGAAGAGUGGUUUUCGAGAUUCAUUCUGGCAUCGAAGCUGAAGUCGGAACUCAAGAAGACACCUGGCGUCUCUGGAAGUAAACCAGGGGUUUUGCCCUCCCACAGCCGACACAGCAGCCCCUCGGGGCACCUCACCCACAGCCGCAGCAGCAGCAAAGGCAGCGUGGAGGAGAUCAUGUCCCAGCCCAAGCAGAAGGAGCUGCUGGGCAGCGUGCGGCAGAAGAUGCUUCUGGACUACAGCGUGUACAUGGCCAGGUGUAUCCCCCAGGAGAGCCGAAGCCCCCAGCGGAGCCCCGUGCAGAGUGCAGAGAGCAGCCCCACGGCUGGGAAGAAGUUGCCGGAGGCGCCCCCCUCGGAGGAGGAAGAGCAGGAAGCCUGGGUGAACGCCUUGCUCGGGAGGAUGUUUUGGGACUUCUUGGGAGAGAAGUACUGGUCUGAUCUGGUGUCUAAGAAGAUCCAGAUGAAACUCAGCAAAAUAAAGCUCCCCUACUUCAUGAACGAGCUCACGCUGACGGAACUUGACAUGGGAGUAGCUGUGCCAAAAAUCCUGCAGGCCUUCAAGCCUUACGUGGAUCACCGAGGACUCUGGAUCGAUUUGGAAAUGUCCUACAAUGGGUCCUUUCUGAUGACUCUCGAGACCAAAAUGAAUUUGACCAAACUAGGUAAAGAGCCUCUUGUUGAAGUCCUGAAGGUUGGAGAAAUUGGCAAAGAAGGUUGCAGGCCCAGGGCCUACUGUCUGGCCGACAGCGACGAGGAGUCCUCGAGCGCCGGCUCCUCGGAGGAAGACGACGCCCCAGAGCCCAGCACUGGAGAUAAACCGCUUCUCCCCGGGGCGGAAGGGUAUGUUGGAGGUCAUAGAACAAGUAAGAUUAUGAGGUUUGUCGAUAAAAUUACCAAAUCAAAAUACUUCCAAAAAGCAACAGAGACAGAGUUCAUUAAAAAGAAGAUUGAAGAAGUCUCCAACACACCCCUGCUGCUAACCGUUGAAGUACAGGAAUGUCGGGGAACCCUGGCGGUCAACAUCCCACCUCCCCCCACCGACCGGAUCUGGUAUGGUUUCCGGAAGCCACCAUACAUAGAGCUGAAAGCUCGGCCAAAACUUGGAGAGAGAGAAGUGACUUUAGUUCACGUGACAGACUGGAUAGAGAAGAAACUGGAGCAAGAGUUUCAGAAAGUCUUUGUCAUGCCAAACAUGGACGAUGUUUAUGUCCCCUUAAUGCACUCGGCCAUGGACCCUCGCUCUGCGUCCUGCCUCCUGAAAGACGCGCCUGUGGAGGCGGCUGAUGAACUCUAAGGGGCGAGGCACUGACGGUCCCAGUAUUCUGACAUCUAGAACGGGUGGGGUCCUCCGUGACCAUCUGCGCCAUAGCACUGGCCUCUCCUUGUGCCACAGCUUCUGCCCUCUGCCCGCUGGUGCCCAUCCCACUGUGAGGUGUCACCCUGCACCCCAUUUGCACUGCCUGCCAGAGCUUUGGCUCCAUCGAGGAGACUGCGGGUACACGCUAGGGUGCGCCCAGGGCUCACAGGUCAGACAGUGGCCUGUCUGCCAGGCUUGGUGGCUGCAUAAAAGCACAUGAAGAACAAAGCCGUACAACUAGAAGCUCCCGGGGACUCCUCCAAAACUUCUCCUGACAGCAAGUGCACAAAUGGUAUUUCUCACCUCUGGGUUUGGGGUGGCUGCCCUCCACUCUCCCGGGAGUGGCGGUAGGGUGGGGCAGGGGGUGGAGUGUUCCGGAUCAGUGAGAUCCGGAACAAUUUUCUCAUGCUCAAGUGUGCAUUGUGGGAGCAGCCAUAGAACACACAGGUACACUAACUGGGAUGGGAACUGUGGGCAAAGCCAUGAGAUCAAACCAUUCCAACAGGCCUUUUACCAAUGAGGUACCAUCACCUGGUCGCUAAUUCCAAAUGUUUUCCCGAGACUCAUUUGUGAAAAUGUCUAACACUGCACAUGGCAAGGGAAGUGGGGUGGGGACACAAAGCCAGAGCCAGUCUCCACCUGACAUUUCCCCCAUGCUUCAUAAGACUAACCUUAUGGUCUGGAUUCUGUGGGCAGUUUCUAUUUCUGAUGGCCAAAAGGGAAAACUCUAAUCACCAAGGUUGAGUCGUCAAGACCCAAGUUUGCUUGACUUUGAACACUACAUUUAUCUCACAAUGUGUGACCUUUUCACGUUGCCAACUUUCUUUCGUGCAUUUGUGUCAUAAUGUAGUUUACAAGUGUGAGAGCUCCAGUCAUUUGAUUUGCAUUGAAAUGUCAAAAAGAAAUCCUUUAGAACUGCAUUCAACAUCAAGAUUACCUUGGCUCUUUUGGUAAUUUACAUCUGUGGACAGCUAAUAAUGGUUUUUUUAAACAGCACCUUGCCUGAAUGACUUUAAAGAAAUUAAUAUAUUGAAAAAAGUAUAUUUGAACCCUUCCUUGAUUCUAAUUGUACCAUUAAAACAUGACUUAAAUCAACUGACCAUUC
This is a messenger RNA of Sorex araneus (European shrew), 4686 nucleotides long. RefSeq names its product testis expressed 2 (gene TEX2). NCBI's taxonomy places the organism in Eukaryota, Metazoa, Chordata, Mammalia, Eulipotyphla, Soricidae. The transcript is spliced from 12 exons. The record is from RefSeq and is a predicted model, not a curated record. Gene Ontology annotation, cellular component: endoplasmic reticulum. Gene Ontology annotation, molecular function: lipid binding. The coding region runs from base 153 to 3518 and encodes 1121 amino acids.